CUUUGACACAAGCCAAUCACCAGUGGCUUUAGAAUAUAGGUUCAGAACGUUGCAAGACACAAGACCAGUGAUGAGGAUUCUUUUGGAGUUCUAGAAAACCUUGUCUGUUCUGUACAUUCUACCUGCGACAUUCUGAACAUUGUUCUUGGCUCUGAUUGCAAUAUUAAUCGUGCUCAUAUCCAAUAUACAGUGAUGUUGUGUGUUUCAGAUGGAUUAAUGUUUGUGUGUGUGUGUGUGUGUGUGUGUGUGUGUGUGUGUGUGUGUGUGUGUGUGUGUGGUUAGCUACUGUACAUGUGUGUGUGGUUCUGAAUACUUGCCCCUUCUGUACAUCUUCCCAGCCACGCUUCUCUUACAACUAUUCUAUCUGGCGUCAAGUGUAGCUUGUCUGGAUUUUACUCACAAGAUAAACAAUGUGUCCCUGGAACUUUUCACUGUUCCCUUAAUGACCUAGCUACCAUGCGUCAUAGUUGGCUCUUCCUCCAGGAGGACGUGCGCCGCUACCAGCGACAGUCAAUGCUCUGCCCCAACGUCACCCCACAACGCGCAUCGCCAGUGUGCCCCACUUCCCUCACACCCAAAUCAAUCUGGCUUCAAGUCAAGUGUAGUUAGUGAUCCUUUGAUCUGGAGUUGGUGACCCAUGAUCCUUUUGAAUCAUAGUUGGAUCUUCAUCCAACAGAGGACGUACAGGGGCACCAGCAAGCAGUCAGUGCUCUGCCAAUGGGUCAGCCCACACAGUGCUCUGCCAAUGGGUCAGCCCACACAGUGCUCUGCCAAUGGGUCAGCCCACACAGUGCUCUGCCAAUGGGUCAGCCCACACAGUGCUCUGCCAAUGGGUCAGCCCACACAGUGCUCUGCCAAUGGGUCAGCCCACACAGUGCUCUGCCAAUGGGUCAGCCCACACAGUGCUCUGCCAAUGGGUCAGCCCACACAGUGCUCUGCCAAUGGGUCAGCCCACACAGUGCUCUGCCAAUGGGUCAGCCCACACAGUGCUCUGCCAAUGGGUCAGCCCACACAGUGCUCUGCCAAUGGGUCAGCCCACACAGUGCUCUGCCAAUGGGUCAGCCCACACAGUGCUCUGCCAAUGGGUCAGCCCACACAGUGCUCUGCCAAUGGGUCAGCCCACACAGUGCUCUGCCAAUGGGUCAGCCCACAACUCCCACCACCAGUUUUGUCACAUCACACAAGAGGAUCUGCUUGUUUGAACCCGAAGGGCCAUCUGGCUCCUUGCCCCUGCUUUGUGCAUCCCAAAUGACACCCUAUUACCUACGUUGUGCACUAAUUUUGACCAGAGCCUUAUGUGCCAAAGUUGUACACUAUAUUAGGAUAGGGUAAACCCCAUCCUUUGUUACCUCAUAGACCCCAAAUCAAACAUCGUGUUGUGAUGAAUGUCUUAGUUUGGAUCAUUGUGCUGGAAAGCACUGGGUGUUCAGAGGACUAAUGGGCUCACUGUUAAGUGGGACAGCAGUGAAGCGGGUGGCCAGGGUUGGGGUUCUUUUCCACUUUGUUUUUGGGGCCUGUGCCAUAGGGCGGCGCACAAUUGGCCCAGCGUCAUCCGGGUUAGGGGAGGGUUUGGCCCGGGGUAGGUCGUCCUUGUAAAUAAGAAUUUGUUCUUAACUGACUUGCCUAGUUAAAUCAAAUAAAAAAAUAUAUUACAAAAUUAUUAAUAAAAGGCACCCUAUUCCCUAUACCAGGGAUCAUCAACUAGAUUCAGCCGCGGAAUGAUUUUUGUUUUUACUUGAGUGGAUGGUCGGGGGCCUGAACAUAAUUAGAAAUCAUUUGUAGACUGCAAAUUGACCGCAAGAAGACCAAAGAUUGUUUUAGUCAAAUAUUAUAUCAAACCUUGCUUACUUGUAUACUGUAUAUGAUCAGAUGUGUCUCUCUAUUCUGCCCAGGAAUACUUGGGAACAGAUUUCGCAAAAAAUGUAAUCACUUGGAGCUGAUGUUUUGAUUCUUUUGGCCAACAUUUAAAAAGGGGGACCGAAUUCGGUCCGUGGGCCGCCAGUUGAAGAACCUAAUCCUACCUUGUACACUAAUAUCAUGUGGGCCAUGGUCAACAGUAGGGCACUGUCUAGAGCCAUGGUCAACAGUAGUGCACUGUCUAGGGCCAUGGUCAACAGUAGUGCACUGUCUAGGACCAUGGUCAACAGUAGUGCACUGUCUAGGGCCAAUGUUCAACAGUAGUGCACUGUCUAGGGCCAUGGUCAACAUGUCUAGGGCCAUGGUCAACAGUAGUGUACUGUUUAGGACCAUGGUCAACAGUAGUGCACUGUCUAGGGCCAUGGUCAACAGUAGUGCACUGUCUAGGGCCAUGGUCAACAUUAGUGUACUGUCUAGGGCCAUGGUCAACAGUAGUGCACUGUCUAGGGCCAUGGUCAACAGUAGUGCACUGUCUAGGGCCAUGGUCAACAGUAGUGUACUGUCUAGGGCCAUGGUCAACAGUAGUGUACUGUCUAGGGCCAUGGUCAACAGUAGUGCACUGUCUAGGGCCAUGGUCAACAGUAGUGCACUGUCUAGGGCCAUGGUCAACAGUAGGGCACUGUCUAGGGUCAUGGUCAACAGUAGUGCACUGUCUAGGGCCAUGGUCAACAGUAGUGCACUGUCUAGGGUCAUGGUCAACAGUAGUGCACUGUCUAGGGUCAUGGUCAACAGUAGUGCACUGUCUAGGGUCAUGGUCAACAGUAGUGCACUGUCUAGGGCCAUGGUCAACAGUAGUGCACUGUCUAGGGCCAUGGUCAACAGUAGUGCACUGUCUAGGGCCAUGGUCAACAGUAGUGUACUGUCUAGGGCCAUGGUCAACAGUAGUGUACUGUCUAGGGCCAUGGUCAACAGUAGUGUAUUGUUUAGGGCCAUGGUUAACAGUAGUGUACUGUCUAGGGCCAUGGUAACCAUGUCUAGGGCCAUGGUCAACAGUAGUGCACUGUUUAGGACCAUGGUCAACAGUAGUGCACUGUUUAGGACCAUGGUCAACAGUAGUGUACUGUCUAGGGCCAUGGUAACCAUGUCUAGGGCCAUGGUCAACAGUAGUGCACUGUUUAGGACCAUGGUCAACAGUAGUGCACUGUCUAGGGCCAUGGUCAACAGUAGUGUACUGUCUAGGGCCAUGGUCAACAGUAGUGCACUGUUUAGGACCAUGGUCAACAGUAGUGCACUGUCUAGGGCCAUGGUCAACAGUAGUGCACUGUUUAGGACCAUGGUCAACAGUAGUGCACUGUCUAGGGCCAUGGUCAACAGUAGUGCACUGUUUAGGACCAUGGUCAACAGUAGUGCACUGUCUAGGGCCAUGGUAACCAUGUCUAGGGCCAUGGUCAACAGUAGUGCACUAUCUAGGGAACAGAGUGCCAUUCGUGACAUUGUGUGCUAGUUGAUUAUUUUGGCUCGUCUUUUUAUUCUCCAGCAAACUGAACGGUGGCACAUGUUGGCAUAAUGUGAGGAGUUAUAUCAUGUUUUAGCCAACUCCUCUACUUACUUACUCAGUAAUUACUGAGGAUUGUGCUCGCCCGGAGGAUUGGGUAUUAAAUAGUUUGUACCACAAAACCAUAUACUAUAAUACGGUAUGUUACAUAAUAGAUCUGUAGCCUAAUAGUUUAGUGUGUGUGUGUAAUAGUUUAGUGUGUGUGUGUGUGUGCGUGUGUUUCUCUGUGUGUGUCUGUUUCUGUGUGUGUCUGUUUCUAUGUGUGUGCGUGUGUGCGUGCGUGCGUGCGUGCGUGCGCGUGCGUGCGUGUGUGUGUGCUGGUUUGGGUUGUGAUCCAGAAGGCACGUUUCCAUUCUUGUUGUUUUAACUAUCUCAGGACUAACGUGUCUACUACCACUACAGUAUCUUGUAACAUGUGCUAGUUGAGGAAAGCCUAACAGUAGUUGAUGUGAUAUUGUACAUGAACUCUUGUGU
Molecule: messenger RNA, 3886 nt
Organism: Oncorhynchus keta (chum salmon)
Lineage: Eukaryota; Metazoa; Chordata; Actinopteri; Salmoniformes; Salmonidae
Exons: 2
Coding region: 2168-3361 (397 amino acids)
Source: RefSeq, a predicted model, not a curated record